Fusarium odoratissimum NRRL 54006 is the source of this 1098-nucleotide messenger RNA. RefSeq lists its product as uncharacterized. Gene Ontology annotation, biological process: deadenylation-dependent decapping of nuclear-transcribed mRNA. Gene Ontology annotation, cellular component: P-body; Lsm1-7-Pat1 complex. Bases 348 to 839 code for a protein of 163 amino acids. NCBI's taxonomy places the organism in Eukaryota, Fungi, Ascomycota, Sordariomycetes, Hypocreales, Nectriaceae. Gene Ontology annotation, molecular function: RNA cap binding. The record is from RefSeq and is a predicted model, not a curated record. The transcript has 2 exons.
GUUAUAGCGCUGUUUUGCCGCAAUAGGAUCCGCAACACCUUAGAUCAACGUCAAAGCAUCAACGACCUAGAGCAACUUCCCUUUAUUCGACCGCUGCAACCGAUUACUCGCGAUGUUCAUGUCAUGAGCCUAUGAGAGAACUCUCCAUGGAUCAAUAGAAUUUCUCAAUCACAAAAGACAUCACAUAACACCAUCAACCUCAUCCAUCACGAUAUCAUGGAGAACCUAUCUAUCGCCGAUGCCCCUCCACAGGGCCGCGGUGCGCCGCAACCACUCCCCCAGUUGCCGCCGCAGAUGUUCACGACUGCAGCGCAGCUCCUGGAUCUCACAGACAGUACGACUCCGUCAUGGUACCAGUUCAUUCCUGUUUCCGGUUCAUGAGAAGGGUUGGACUCGAUAAAAGCAGGGAGAAGGACGGAUCGUGUGCUGACCACUGUAUAAUUGCAGAGAAGCUCAUGGUCGCUUUGCGCGAUGGGAGAAAGCUCAUCGGCGUGCUAAGAAGCUGGGAUCAAUUCGCCAAUCUCGUCCUCCAAUCUACCGUCGAACGUAUCUUUGCGCCCUCCCCCGAGUCGGCAGGUAGCGAUCGACCAACGGGUCUGUACGCCGAUAUAAAUCACGGCAUAUUCCUCGUCCGAGGUGAAAACGUGCUCCUCCUUGGUGAAAUCGACCUCGACAGGGACGACGACCCGCCUCCUGGCUUUAAGCUCGGAGAGCUAGACGUUGUCAAGAAGCUCGCAGAGGAGAAGAAAGCCGUCGACAAGGCAAGGGAGAAGGCGCGGGUCAAGAAGCUUGCGAAGCAGGGCUUUGAGGGGGAGAAUAUUGGCGAGAUCGUGCUCUAGAGGACGUUUGGAUAUUGGUAUUUAUCUCAAUUACAAGGCCUGGAAGCAGGUUCAGGUUGCCGGACGCUUUGAAGUGCUCUGGCUGAUGGUCGUUUGGGCAGAAUAUUGUGAAAUGCCCAUAUACCAUCAAGGAGAUGCCGGCUUGAGAAUGGGCUGGCUCUUCAGGAAUUAAAAAGCCUCGAUACAGUAGGUUAGAGGCGGAUAGCGCGUAUGAAUAUAUGAGCUUCACGACGCUACAUCCAAUGUUUACCACCACUAG